UUCAGUGCAAAGUUUUCGCAAUUAUUUUGUGGACAAAAUGGAUAUAAAUGAAAAGAAUAAAAAACGCGAUCAAGUAAAUGAUAUUAUUAAUGAAUUAAACCCUGAUAGAAAAUUGACGGAGGAAGAAUUUCAAAAUUUCAUGCAUCGUGUUACUCAAGUAGAAAAAAUCGUGAAAAAAUUGGCAUCCUCUGAUUUAAAAGAGCAAGAAUGUGGAAAAAUGUUGGCCGACGAGAUCUUGAAAGACGAUGUUCAAAAAGAGAUCUACGAGGACGGUGAAAUAAGGAUUAAAACUAAUCGAUCAGUAAUCAAUAAAUAUUCUUCAAAGGAAGAUGAUCCCACGAAUGAUCCAAAUAAAAUGUCACAAAGAAUGUUCAUGAAGAGCGUGGAGGAUGAUGCGAAACGACGAGCUGAGGAUCGUAAAAUCAGAAACGAACGGGCGGAAACAUUAAAGAGAAUUGCAAAUGGUGCAUUUAAGGAGAAUGAUUAUGAAAAGGCAGUGACUUAUUACAGCAAAGCAUUGGAGCAACGCAAGGACUCUUCCGUAUUGUGGAAUAAUCGCGCGUUAUCGUAUAUGCAUCUCGGAUUAUUCGAGAAGGCCCUGCACGAUUGUGAUUGGGCAUUAAAAGUGAACGAUUCAAAUCUGAAAGCUCUCCUGAACAGUGCCAAGUGUUACAUGCGUCUUGGGAAUGGGAGAAAGAGUAAGGAGUAUAUACAGUUGGCCAAAGAAGGGAAUCCUCACUUCAAGAAAUUUAUCAAUGAAUACGAAGAAAAUCUGGAGACGGAGUUCGACAAAUUUGAUUUGAAUAUUCAUCAGGUGAUCAGCAGUGAUGAGCAGUGACAGAACGAGUCUUUUCCGCAUAAAUAAUGAGUAAUCAUUAUUUUAAUAUGUAUAAGAACGCGAUAAAUUAUCGAUACAAGUGUAUCUGAUAUUUCACAUCUUAGCAUGCUUCUUCUUGGUAAUUGCCUAUGUAUAUAUAUUAAAUAAUAUCAAGAUGGUUCUAUA
This is a messenger RNA of Ooceraea biroi (clonal raider ant), 1003 nucleotides long. RefSeq names its product tetratricopeptide repeat protein 12. Gene Ontology annotation, biological process: axonemal dynein complex assembly; sperm axoneme assembly. The record is from RefSeq and is a predicted model, not a curated record. Gene Ontology annotation, cellular component: cytoplasm; centrosome. NCBI's taxonomy places the organism in Eukaryota, Metazoa, Arthropoda, Insecta, Hymenoptera, Formicidae. Gene Ontology annotation, molecular function: protein binding.